UGUGAUGGGAGGGGCGGACAGAGCGGCAGCAGCAGCAACAGCAGGAGCAGUCUGGGGUGCAACAUCUACUCUGCUCAGACUCACUACCCCCCACUCCCAAAACCUGCGGACCCCAAAUGUUCACGUGCUUCUUAAUGCUUUUCCGUAAAACCAGAGGCGGCAAAGUGAAGUGAAGUGAAGUUGAAGGGUUCAGCGAAUUAGCAGCGUGGAAGGUGUGUUUGUUGAUGUUUUUCUUCUUUGGCCCGGUAUUCCCAGUAAACCAGGAAAAUUGCUUGGUGUAGCUGCAUCGGAGAAAAGGCUCGUGAGGAGGGGAAAUUGCGCGAUAUGAUGACCGAGGAACAAACGGUGACAGAGAAGAUAAUAUCAGAUGCUAUGGCUAAUCCUUCUCCAGCAAAGAGCAUGGGUGACCCUGGAAUCACCCCAUUGUCUCCUUCACACACUCAGCAGAGCGACACAGACCAGGUACAGUCACAGCUGUCCUUUGUGGUGGUGGUUGCCAUUGACUUUGGCACCACAUCCAGCGGUUAUGCUUACGCCUUCACUAAGGAGCCAGAGUGCAUUCACACCAUGAGGCGUUGGGAAGGUGGAGACCCUGGUGUGUCCAAUCAGAAGACUCCAACUACAAUCCUGCUGACUCCAGACAGGAAGUUCCACAGUUUUGGCUAUGCGGCGCGCGACUUCUACCACGACUUAGACCCCAGCGAGUCCAAACACUGGCUCUACCUAGAAAAAUUCAAAAUGAAGCUCCACACUACUGCAAAUCUGUCCAUUGACACAGACCUUCACGCAGCCAAUGGGAAGCGAGUGAAAGCUCUGGAUAUCUUUGCAUAUGCAUUGGCCUUCUUUAAGGAGCAAGCACUAAAGGAGCUGAGUGAUCAGACAGGUGGUGACUUUGACAACAAUGAUGUGAGAUGGGUGAUCACAGUUCCUGCCAUCUGGAAAAUGCCUGCAAAGCAGUUCAUGAGGGAAGCUGCCUAUAAGUCUGGUUUGGUGUCCCGUGAAAACCCAGAGCAGCUGAUCAUCGCCUUAGAACCUGAGGCAGCAUCAAUCUAUUGCCGCAAGCUCCGCCUCCACCAGAUGGUGGACCUGGGGACCAAGACCACUCAGAACGGCUUAAGCCCCACUGACAACGUGGGGAGCGGAAUGACCCAAGUUUCUUCAGGUCAUGCCAAGGAGCAUGUUCGGCGCAACCGGCAGAGCCGCACCUUUUUGGUGGAAAAUGUCAUAGGGGAGCUUUGGUCGGAGCUGGAAGAAGGUGACCGGUAUGUAGUGGUGGACUGUGGUGGAGGGACAGUGGACCUGACUGUUCAUCAAAUCCGCCUUCCAGAGGGACAUCUAAAGGAGCUCUACAAGGCCUCAGGUGGUCCCUAUGGCUCUAUUGGGAUUGACUAUGAAUUUGAGAAGCUACUUUGUAAGAUCUUUGGCCAGGAUUUCAUCGACCAAUUUAAGAUCAAGAGGCCGGCUGCCUGGGUGGACCUGAUGAUUGCAUUUGAAUCUCGGAAGAGAGCAGCAGCCCCUGAUAGAACCAACCCCCUCAAUAUUAACCUGCCUUUUUCCUUUAUUGACUACUACAAGAAGUUCAGGGGCCACAGUGUGGAACAUGCCCUGCGCAAAAGCAAUGUGGAUUUUGUUAAAUGGUCGUCUCAGGGGAUGCUGAGGAUGAGUCCAGAUGCUAUGAAUUCUCUCUUCAAGCCCACCAUAGAUCACAUCAUCCAACAUCUCACUGAGCUCUUUGAGAAGCCAGAGGUGAGCGACAUUAAGUUCCUGUUCUUAGUGGGCGGAUUUGCUGAGUCGCCCCUGCUGCAGCAAGCUGUCCAGAACAUGCUCCAGGGCCGCAGCCGCAUCAUCAUCCCCCAUGAUGUUGGCCUCACCAUCCUGAAAGGUGCCGUGCUGUUUGGCCUGGACCCCAGUGUCAUUAAAGUCCGCCGUUCACCCCUCACAUAUGGUGUGGGUGUCCUCAAUCGCUUCAUGGAGGGCAAGCACCCACCAGAGAAGCUGCUGGUGAAGGACGGCACUCGAUGGUGCACUGACGUUUUUGACACCUUCAUCGCUGCCGAUCAGUCUGUGGCGCUGGGUGAGAUGGUAAAACGGAGCUACACACCGGCCAAGCCUUCCCAACAGGUUAUUGUCAUCCAUGUCUACUGCUCUGAGAAGGACAGUGUUGGGUUCAUCAGCGAGCCUGGUGUCAGGAAGUGUGGAACACUUCGUUUGGAUGUGAGUGGAACGGAAAGCACAGCACCGCGCCGUGAAAUCCAGACGCUCAUGCAGUUUGGUGACACAGAGAUUCGGGCCAUGGCAGUGGAUGUGUCCACUGGACGUACUGUCAAAGCUAGCAUUGACUUCCUAAGCCAUUAAGCAGGGCAUUAGAGAGCUAAUUUAAGAAAAGUGUUGGAAGGAAUUGAAAUGGAAAACAUAUAGCUUACACAUACACAUUUACACACACACACACACACACACACACACACACACACACACACACACACACACACACACACACACCUACUCACAGUUGGUAAAUGAUAAUGAAUCUCAAGGCUCAUUCACUCUCAGUUUAAGCCUGGGCAGUAGAAAGUUGGAAUGAAAAUGUUAAACUUUACCUUAAACGCGGGCUGACAUUCAACUGUAGCAUCCGUGUUAUGACAAGGAAAAGAAAAGGUGUGUUUUAGGUCCUUCACAUCUCUAUGUCCCAGAAGUGUGUUAGUGUUCACACACUCAUCACAAACCCAUAUACCCCAUGCCAAGGCUUUGUUAAGUCAGGUUUAAGAGCUUGUGACGCUUGAUCACUUCCUAGCCGUAAUGUAUUACAAGACUGCUUUUCAAAUCUUCUCUCUGUGAAUUCCAGAGGAAAGGCUCUCAAAGAGAGAAAAAAUAGGUCAUAUGAUAUAAUAUUCCUACACAACCAUCGUGGAUACACAUUCAGAAAAUACAUAUUUACAUGCUUGUUUCUUUAAUGUUGCAGCAGAUCAUUGUAUUUCAUUAAUGAUGCUGAUUUCUGCUGUCUGGUUGCUCCACAUGGCAUAUGUUCACCACAAAAGAUUUUGUGUGUUAAAAGUAUAUAAAGGUCAUAACAACAUGCCAUCAAGCUUUGAUGCAAGGUCUGUUCGUGUUGUGUAAAAAUUACAUCAGCUCCCCUUCACAGCAGUUCUAAGAGCCAUUCCAGUGGUCUUGCAUGAUUUAGCCCUUUAAACAUAGUGUAAACCAUUAAUACAUCACACUGCUACCAACUAUUUUCCUUAGCAUACAAUUUUAUUUUAAAUUGGUUCAUUAUGUUCCACAAAGCCAUUAGCAAUAGUAAUCUUCUGUAGUUAACAUAUAGUCAGCUUAGUUUAUUGUCAAAGUUAUGUUAUUGCAUGGUAGUGCUGUUGCAAGAGUUCACUGUGGGGCAUUUAUGGACGCUUGAGGGCAGUGAAACAAGCUGUAAACAACAUCGACAUUUUAUCACCUAAUAAGGUUUUUACGUUUAACAUUCAUAACAAUUUGCUAUCACCCUAGCCAGCCCCGUUUUGGCUGUUUAAAACACAGCAGCUGAAGAUGAAUAUGGGUCUGGGAAUUGAGGACGUCGCAUUUCUACAAAUUUAUAUUAUACAUGUUCACCAGAUAAAUGGCUCGUACAGACUCCCUUGUUGUGGGUUUUGUUGCACUCACGGCAAUGAACCUUGCAGACAAUAGGAGAACAGACCUUAAAAAUAUGGCUUUUUUUUUAAACUGAUUUAGAGACAGUCUCCAUUUAAAACCAGGUGUUGUUGGACCUUCAUACUUGACCUUGAUAAGAUUACGUACUUCACUUCAACUCAAUUCAAUUCAAUUUUAUUUAUAUAGCGCCAAAUCAUAACAGAGGUUAUCUCAGGGCACUUUUCAUGUAGAGCAGGUCUAGGCCAGACUCUUUAUUGUUAUAAUACUUAUAUACUUAAAUAGUGAUACAUGAUACCAAGUGACAGUCCACUUUCCAGUACUCCAGAGUACUGAAGCAUAUCAGUUGGUACCAUGAAGGUACCAAAUUUUGAAAUCCAACCACACCUGGAGGAUAGGAAACCAAUGUAAAAACUGAUGCCAUGCCUUAGAGAAUAUCCGGUGAUAAUGUCAAGUAUAUCAGAUUUUUCAUCAUAGGCCAAAUCAUGCAAAGGUGCCAGUAUGAUCCUUUAAGAUUAUCCACACAUGCCAAGAAUGUGGAACAUUCUGUUCUCAAUUUGAAAAGCAAGUACAGUCAUCAAAUGUGCUUAAUUGUUGCCUUUAUUUGUUUAUGCUUCUGAUUACUAGCUGUGGAGAAAAUGCCACUUGGCCACUUGAAUACUUUGAAGCCAGGUGUGAUUCCAUUUGACACAAAAAAUGAAGUAUGUUUAUCUGUAAAUACAGUAUUUAAAUUUUGUACAGAUUUUUAGCAUUGUUUGCGCAGCUUUAGAGCCAAGAGUAUGUGUGUGUGUUUGUCUGUGUGUUUGUGUGUAUGCAUGCUUUCAUAUGGACAUCUCUCAACAUUUUUUUUCUCACCAGCCAUAGCAUGAGAGGCCAAGGCAGGUUUCAUUGCCUUGUUCUUCCAAAAGAGAAUGAGAAGAGAUUGGAUGUGUCGCCUGUUACUCCUUUUUUGUAAACACAAAAGAAACUUGAAUACCUCCGUCCUUAAAAAACAUUUCAGUGAAAAAGUCUACUGUUAGUUUUGAAAUGAUAGCAGUAUCUGAAUGUGUCCAGUCCCCUUUACCAUCCACCCUGAAGUACAAGCUCUGUAGGGAUUUCAUAAUGAUUUAUCAAAAUUAAAUGAAAAAAAAUAAUAAGACAAUUAAGAACCAUUAAGAACUUGAGUCAUUGAAUAUAUUAGACAUGGCCAUUUAUUUGUUAAAACUGAGGCAUAGUCAGCAAUAAGCAAACAAGUAAAAAGCCACAUUCCAGAUGUCUGUGAAAGGUUUAAGUUUUAAAUUCUUAAUUGAAAGAGUGCCUAGUAUGAAUAAAAUGUUAUGUCAAGAUUCACUCAUCCCAUCAGAACAUACAGUGCAUUCCUUCACCAUCCUAACUAUAUAUUUAGCUUUAUAUGUGUGUGACCAGCAUAAUCAAUGAGAAUCACAUUGAUUGUGAAUUCAUUGAAGGCCAUUGCCACAUCUAAAUGCUCAGCAUGUUCAUUUAACAUCCUCGUCAAAUUUAUUACAAAGCCUUGGAUGCGCUCCUGUUUGCCCUGUUAAAGUUACUGUAUUACGCUGUUAAUACACACUCAACAGUCCCGUAAGCGUUUCAAACUAAAAACCCUCUAGCACUUUAGUGGACAGAAACUCUUCAUUUCAUAACAGAGCUUUUAUUGUGAAACAUUUGCAGUUAUACCAUAUGCAACAAGAGCUGGAUUGGAUUAAAGGACAACAAAGCAAAGGAUCAGAAUGAAUGAAUCUUACCAUUGUGUCAGUUUGAACCCUGUCAAACAUAUCGGAUACAUUUAUCAGAAAUAUUCUCUGAAAACAAAGUGUAUAACAGUAGAUUAGGGACAAUUAUUAUCCACCCAUAUCCACCUUCAAUUUUUCCCCGGCCUGUAUUUGGGGUCCUGCCUUCAUUGGUAUGUGUAGUCCAUGUCCCAAGCCAUUAUCAUUUCAAUUGACUACUGGUUUUCAUAUGAGGAAAUACUAUAUGUAUGUGUGUGUGUGUGUGUGUGCCACAACAUUAAAACCGAUAACUGGUUUUAAUUUUGUAGCCGGUGUAUAAAAUCUGAAGGUGUGUGAAAGCUAAUAUGAUAACUUCUUCCAUUUUCACUCUGCAAGGCUCUUGUCACCAGUGAAAAUCCAUGUGAAGUCCUUCAUGGUGUGACCAGAGUAGAGGCGAUGCACCAGUCGCUGUGUAAAGUGGGCAUGAUCGACAGAUUGUCUGCUUUGGAAAGUUACAAAAAUUGCUCUUAGUGCACUGCCCAAUUGUACGUUGCCUCCAUAAGUGAAUCCAUUCUUUGCACUGAUGCCAUUAAAAUAAAUAGCAACAUUUCAGAAUGAAAUCUAUCAUAAAUGCUGGUGUGACUGGGGCCCUUAAACCUGCUUCAGUGCAUUGGCUUGCACCAGAAGUUGAAUUUAUUUCGUAUGGAAUGAUGCACUUCCUUCCUGUUUUGGCUGUUACGAAUGGAUACUGUACAUCCAGUUCAAUGCUUAUCCCUGACCAGACCUGUCAUCAUAUCCUAAAACAACUCGAUGAUACAUAUGGUGUCAGAAUUUUACACGUUUCUAAGCUAGAUAAAUAAUGCAGACCUAGACCUGAAACAUCCCAUAAAGAGGCCACAUAUCACCAUGAUAAAUACUGGGAGAACGAUAAACCUUUUUUUGGUCACUAGCUUGUUUGGUUCAAAAAAGAGGCCAAGUAACCAUUGAGUCUUUGGUAUUGAUCAGCAACCCUGACAGAUACAGCAUAUUAGUAAUUCUUUGCUAUAAUGUCUUUGAAGAUCUUAAUUAUAACCACUUAAAAAGCCAUUUUCUUAGAUUCUUUAUUUGAACUGUGAAUCGAAAAGUGUCUUGCUCAGUGUCAGUGUAUAAAGUUGCACAAGCUUCAGUGCCCUUUUCUGUUUUCAGCACUCUUUCGGCAAUGCAUGUUUCGCAUGUGUCACAUAGGAAUGACUAAACAACAAGUUGAUUGCUAUUACUAGUACACAAAGUCAAGGUUUACCACUGGGGAUGAUGAUGAUGGUGAUGGUAGUAUUUUCUGGAAGAAGCGUUGUCCUCCUCAGCCUUGUCAAAGUGUUGAAGACUGACUUGGCUGUGUGUAAUACCCUGCUGCUUUCGGAGCUGAUGUAGUUCAUGUUAAUGCUCAUAACUGAUGGCAGCUCAUAACUACAGCUAUGGCAGCACUUCAUAUACUUUACUGAUAACUAACCUAAUAACCUUUGAUUCCUUCUAUACAUCUCUGUAUUCACUAAGGAGGGAUAUCAAGUGGAAGGAUUUAAUAACACCAUGGUCUGUUAUUUCCUUGGUUAGAUGAUUACAAUGUAUUUUGUGCAACCUUGAGUAUUAUAUAAUGCACAGGACACUGUUAUGUAGCAGCUUUAUACUUGAAGCUAUUCGCGGCACGUAAGACAGCAUUCGACACUUUGGCUGAGAUGUCAAAUUUCUGAUAGAUCAGUCAGAGGUGAAGUAUCUCAGUGGAUGUAAUUUGAGGUAGCAGUCUAGCCAGCUUGCAUCAUGCACAAAUAUCUGCUUAACGCUAUCUAGAAACAAAUAAUAGAAAAUAGAAAAAAAAUUAAAAGCUAAAAUGAUGAAGCUUGCAGUUAGGAUUCUCAGCCACUCUGGAAGGCAAUUCAAUGUACACGUUGUUCUUUAGUCCUUUACUGAUGAUGCAAAGCAGUUUAGGUUAUGUUUUGUUUUUUGUUUUUAUCUUGAGUUACUUAAAUGUCUUGUUCCCUUUUUUUUCAAACAGUAAUCUGUGUAUUUUUUGAUCAAUGUCAGGUAUUCACUGUCAGACUCUCACCAAUAAAA
This is a messenger RNA of Xiphias gladius (swordfish), 7421 nucleotides long. It is a transcript of the gene hspa12a, whose product is annotated as heat shock protein 12A. Bases 325 to 2355 code for a protein of 676 amino acids. The transcript is spliced from 13 exons. NCBI's taxonomy places the organism in Eukaryota, Metazoa, Chordata, Actinopteri, Istiophoriformes, Xiphiidae. The record is from RefSeq and is a predicted model, not a curated record.